AAUAAACCAAAAUCCCCGACACGAUUAGUUACAAAGGCUUUUUGACAAGCAUUUGCCGCAACAGGUCGUGUGAACCAAAACCCUAUUAAUAGAUACGAACAUAUUCCAACCAAUUCCCAAAAAAUAAAAAUUUGUAUCAAAUUAGAACUAGUAACUAAUCCCAACAUGGAAGUACUGAAAAAACUCAUAUAAGCAAAAAAUCUUACAUAUCCUUGAUCAUGAGACAUAUAAUUAUCACUAUAAAUAAGAACCAUAAUUCCAACAGUAGUGAUUAAUAUUGACAUAAUAGAAGUAAGUGGAUCAAUUAAGUAACCGAAUUCUAAAGAAAAAUCAUUAGUGAUGAUCCAAGACCAUACAUAUUGAUAGAUAGAACUGCUAUUUAUUUGCUGAAUAGACAGAUCAAUCGAAAAAAUCAUGACUAUACUUAACAAUAAAAUACUAUGAAAGGACCACAUACGACGAAGAUUUUUUGUUGCCGUGGGAAAAAGAAGAAGUCCCACCCCUAUUAACAUAGGAACUGGAAGUGGAACGAAGGGUAUUAUCCACGCAUAUUGAUAUGUCUGUUCCAUAAAAAAUAAAAUUCUUAAUUAAGUGUUUCCGAUUCACCGGAUCUUAUCUCUUUUGAAAGGAGUCAAUAAAAAAAUCAAGAUAUGUACUAACUUAAAUAGAAUUUUCUAAUUUUAUAUUCUUACUUAUUGUUUAUUGUGAGUCUUUCUUAAAUACUUCAACUAUUCAAAUCAAGAAGUUACAAUUGGUCAAACUAAAGAACUCGUAAAACGUGAAUACUUAGUUAGUCACUAAUAUAUUUAGUGAAGAUACCGAAAAUGAAAAAUUCAAUGAUUAUUAAAAAAUUUCUAGUCAUAGAGCAAGUAUAAAGAAUUACACUAAAAAUACUAAUAUGAAUCAUAGGAUUAGAUUAACUAAGAUCACUAACCUGGCCUAAUGAAAUAAGAACUCGCUAUUUUAGGUAGUUUAUUCAAAAUCAUUAACUAGUUCAUUAUGGAAUUGAUUGAUUUAUUUCCAGUCUAAUAAAAUAAAAAACAUUAAAGAUUCAAGUUUUUCAGUAAGCAACAAGGGUGGGGUUCUUAACCCUUUCGAUGUAUUUUAGUACAUGUAAAUUAAAUGUAGAACGACGAAAAUAGGCAGAAAUAGAAAUGUAGAGUCUUUUUGAUUCUUUAUGUUAUAGAGUUCAACCAAUUUAAUUGCUAGGACACGGCGUAUUCUAUAGAUUUGAAUAAGAAAGAGAAAUAAAAGUAUCAAUAUCAAUCAAUACAAAUUUUUCUUUCUUACGAAUAUUGUAUGGACUAGAAAAACCAUUUUCUUUUUGAAAAAAAAAAUCAUAUAUCCUCUUCUUCUAGUAAUAUUUUAUGCAAUUUUCACAUAUCUUUCACCUAUCUACAUUUAUAUGAAAAUAAUAUUAUCUAGAGAAUAAAAAGAACAAUUUGUUUUGAACAAUAGAUGUCUUUCACAUCCAACUAUAAUAAUGAGUAACCUCUUCAUUUUUAAAUGGCAGUUCCAAAAAAACGUACUUCUAUAUCAAAAAAGCGUAUUCGUAAAAAUAUUUGGAAACGGAAGGGAUAUUGGGCAGCGUUAAAAGCUUUUUCGUUAGGGAAAUCUCUUUUGACCGGAAAUUCAAAAAGUUUUUUUGUGCGACAAACAAAUAAGUAAUAAAACGUUGAAAUAAUCUAAAUGGACCUUUCUUUUCUCCUAUGAUAUGUGGAAUAAGAAUUCUUCUGUUUAAUGAAUUCUACAACUAAUACUUUUUUUGUUUGAAAAAAGAAUAAAGACAGGAUACAAGGUUUUAACCCUCUUUUAGUAUGUUUUUUCAUUUCCAAGGUGGGGAGUUUUAUUUUCCCCAUCGAACUAUUUGUUACAAUUCCAAUAAUAAAUAAGAAAAUUCUUUUUUCUCUCUAUAUCAUAUCUAUAGAAGAGCAAAUAGAAAAUCUUUAGCUAAGUUAAAAUUAAUGAAUUGUUGAUACUAAUUGAUUCCAUUUUUAAAACUUUUUGUGUAACUUUCGGACUUCUUAAUUUCCUUUCUCUAAAUUAUUAUAUAGAUCUCCCAUAUAUCUUUCGCUUUCAACCCAAUCAAAAAAGCCGUUAGCUUAGUUAGGAUAUUGUGUACGAAAAAUGUGUCAUUUUUAAAUAAUUCAAACAAAAUGGGGUCUAUUUUGUAAAAAUGCAUUUUUUUUGAGUUCGAUCGCGGUAGAACUAUCUAGUUACAAGAGUUCAAUCUCAGGAAAGCAUAACCUACACGAAAGUCUUAAAUUAAUUUAAUAAACUGACACCCUAAAUGAAAAUAAUGAACCUUCAAAUCCCUAUUUGAAUGAAUUUGGAUUUAUCAGUUUCAAUCUUUCCUAAAAAACAUUGCAUUGAAUUUACUUCUCCAAUCUCGACGAUUGAAUAUGAAUAGGCUAUUAUGAGUUCGAGCAAGCCGCUAUGGUGAAAUCGGUAGACACGCUGCUCUUAGGAAGCAGUGCUAAAGCAUCUCGGUUCGAGUCCGAGUAGCGGCAUGCCAUCUUCGAGAAGAGAUACAAUAGAUCAUAUAAUGAAUUCAGUUCCCAAUUUGAAUUUCUUAAUUAAGAUUAAGGGAUUCAAGAUUUUUAUGAUAUUUUUAACUUUAGAGCAUAUAUUAACUCAUAUUUCUUUUUCGAUGGUUUCAAUUGUAAUUACAAUUCAUUUGAUAACCUUAUUUUUUGAUGAAAUCGUAAAACUAUAUGAUUCAUCAGAAAAAGGCAUGAUAACUACUUUUUUCUGUAUCACAGGAUUGUUAGUCACUCGUUGGAUUUAUUCGGAACAUUUCCCCCUAAGUAAUUUAUAUGAAUCAUUAAUAUUUCUUUCAUGGAGUUUCUCCAUUAUUCAUAUAGUUCCGUAUUUCAAAAAAAAAAAAAACCAUUUAAGCACAAUAACUGCACCAAGUGCUAUUUUUACCCAAGGCUUUGCUACUUCAGGUAUUUUAACUGAAAUACAUCAAUCCGCAAUAUUGGUACCCGCUCUCCAAUCCGAAUGGUUAAUAAUGCACGUAAGUAUGAUGAUAUUGGGCUAUGCAGCUCUUUUAUGUGGAUCAUUAUUAUCAGUAGCACUUCUAAUCAUUACAUUUCGAAAGAACAGAAAAAUUCUUUGUAAAAGUAAUCGUUUCUUAAAUGAGUUAUUUACUUUUGGUAAAAUCCAAUACAUGAAUGAAAGAAACGAUGUUUUACAAAAUACUUCUUUUUUUUCGGAUAAGAAUUAUUACAGGUCCCAGUUGAUUCAACAAUUGGGUUAUUGGAGUUAUCGUGUUAUUAGUCUAGGGUUUAUCUUUUUAACCAUCGGUAUUCUUUCGGGAGCAGUAUGGGCUAAUGAAGCAUGGGGAUCAUAUUGGAAUUGGGACCCAAAGGAAACUUGGGCAUUUGUUACUUGGAUCGUAUUCGCAAUUUAUUUACAUACUCGAACAAAUAAAAAUUUGCAGGAUACAAAUUCCGCAAUUGUGGCGUCUAUAGGCUUUCUUAUAAUUUGGAUAUGCUAUUUUGGGGUCAAUCUAUUAGGAAUAGGUCUACAUAGUUAUGGCUCAUUUAUGUUAACGUCUAAUUGA
Molecule: messenger RNA, 3568 nt
Organism: Ilex paraguariensis (yerba mate)
Lineage: Eukaryota; Viridiplantae; Streptophyta; Magnoliopsida; Aquifoliales; Aquifoliaceae
Source: the annotation of a GenBank genome assembly